Molecule: messenger RNA, 618 nt
Organism: Malurus melanocephalus (red-backed fairy wren)
Lineage: Eukaryota; Metazoa; Chordata; Aves; Passeriformes; Maluridae
Product: CAD protein-like
Exons: 4
Biological process (GO): amino acid metabolic process
Molecular function (GO): amino acid binding; carboxyl- or carbamoyltransferase activity
Source: RefSeq, a predicted model, not a curated record
GGCUCUCUGGGCCCAUCCCCAUCUCUGACGGGCUCUCUCGGUGCCGCAGACCCCGCCGUGCUCCAGGACAGCCACUGCCACCCCGCGGUCCCCGUCCCGCGCCAGCCGUCCCCGCAGCGCUCCCCGCACUUCCAGACGUCGCCGUUGCUGCAUCCCCUGGUGGGGCAGCACGUCCUGUCAGUGCGGCAGUUCUCCAAGGAGCAGCUGUCCCACCUGUUCAACGUGGCGCACACCCUGCGCAUGCUGGUGCAGAAGGAGCGCAGCCUGGACAUCCUCAAGGGUAAGGUGAUGGCCAGCAUGUUCUACGAGGUGAGCACGCGGACCAGCAGCUCCUUCGCCGCGGCCAUGAGCCGCCUGGGUGGCUCCGUGCUGUCCUUCUGCGAGGCCACCUCCUCGGUGCAGAAGGGCGAGUCCCUGGCUGACUCCGUGCAGACCAUGUGCUGCUACGCCGACGUGCUGGUGCUGCGGCACCCCCAGCCCGGGGCUGUGGAGCUGGCCGCCAGGCACUGCCGCAAGCCGGUGAUCAACGCCGGGGACGGCGUGGGGGAGCACCCGACACAGGCGCUGCUGGACAUCUUCACCAUCCGCGAGGAGCUGGGCACGGUCAACGGCAUGACG